AUGUCUUUACCACCACCCAUGAUUGUGGACCAGCAAGCUUAUUCGGAUCAUCGAGAUCACGGGUCGGUUGGACCCGUAAUCGCUAUAUUAAUUGCUAUAUUUGUUCUAGGAGCAAUUUCUGUAAUGAUAGGUAGGGUAUGUUCGGGUCAUGGGUUAAUGGGUCGUUGUUACUAUGACCUUGAAGGAUGGGUUGAGACAAAUUGCGGGUCUUGUAUUGAUGGAUGGGUCAACCCGAUAUCUCCCGGGGUGACUGGUUCCCCACCGGUAGUGAUGGAGAACUAUGGCUCCCACACUAAUACUCCGGUUUCUGAGGCAGUGAGAGAAAGAGAAGAAGAGGAGGCAUAUAGUUGA
Messenger RNA from Solanum tuberosum (potato), 351 nucleotides. RefSeq lists its product as uncharacterized. The record is from RefSeq and is a predicted model, not a curated record. Lineage: Eukaryota; Viridiplantae; Streptophyta; Magnoliopsida; Solanales; Solanaceae. The coding region runs from base 1 to 351 and encodes 116 amino acids. The transcript has a single exon.